ACCAAUGGGGAGACACGCAUCCAACCUUUUGUCCAAUAGGAACAAGAAGACGCCGAGUCGUCAACGGCACUCGUCCAAUCACGAAACGUUCCUUAACACGGGCCCAGCCCACUGCGAGGUGAAGAGACGUUACUUCCUGCAGUUCUGAUGCUAGCUGAAAAUUUGACGAUAUAGAAAAUUAAGACCAACAUAAUUUAUCAGUAGAGGGUUUUUACUCUUUAUGUGUUUGUGAAAGUAUUGCUACCUGUGAUCACCAUCUCCAGGAUCCAUGUCUUUUUUGCGUUGGGUGUCAGAGAAACUCAGUGUGGAAAGCCUGAGGGAUCUGGAGUUAUUUGGAGGCCCAUGAGGACAGUCAAGAGUCUCUGAGCCCUCUCCCACACAGAGACACCAUGGGAAGCUUUCUUCCAGACAACAGCGCCUAUGAGUUGCGUACUGUCAUAGGUCGAGGUUUGGAGGACUUGAUGACAGUGAAUCUGGCCAGGUACAAACCCACAGGGGAGUAUGUGGCCAUCCGGUGCAUUGACCUGGAUUCCUGUACCAAUGACAUGGUCAGUUACUUACAGGGAGAACUCCAUGUGUCUAAGCUGUUCCACCACCCCUGUAUCCUCCCAUACAAGAGUGUCUUCAUCGCUGAGAAUGAACUGUGGGUGAUCACACCCUUCAUGGCCUACGGAUCAGCACGAGACUUGAUCAGUACACAUUUUACUGACGGUUUGAGUGAGCAGACAAUUGCCUACAUCCUGCUGGGUGUGCUGAGAGCGCUGGAGUACAUACAUCAGAUGGGCUAUGUUCACCGUAGUGUGAAGGCAAGCCACAUCCUGAUUUCAGCAGAUGGACAGGUGUAUCUGUCCGGUCUUCGGAGUAUCUUCAGCCUGAUCCGUCACGGUCAGAGAGCACGCGUUGUACACGAUUUUCCCCAGUACAGUGUUAAAGUACUACCUUGGCUCAGUCCAGAGGUUCUGCAGCAAAAUCUUCAGGGAUAUGACUUCCGCUCAGACAUUUACAGUUUGGGCAUCACUGCAUGUGAGCUAGCUAAUGGACACGUGCCCUUCAAAGACAUGCCUGCUACACAGAUGUUGUUAGAGAAGUUGAACGGUACAGUCCCCUGCCUGCUGGACACCACCACCAUCCCCCCUGAAGAACUGAGCAUGAAACCGUCUCGCUCUGGGGCCGACUCUGGGAUCUGCGAGGGCCCUGGCGCCGGUGGAGCUCGCCACACAAACGGAGAACCCUCAUCCUCCUCCGGUGGAAACCCGUACAGCCGAACAUUCAGUUCUCACUUUCAUGCCUUCGUGGAACUUUGUCUACAGAGAGAUCCUGAGAAAAGACCCUCUGCCAGCUCUCUGAUAGGCCAUUCCUUCUUCAAACAGAUCAAGCGCAGACCAUCUGAGGCUCUUCCUGAGCUUCUGCGUCCAGCUUCUCCAAUCAGCAGCUUAGACUGCAUGCAGCCUCAGGAUUCGCCCACUGGACUGGCCAGUCUGGAGUCUGAUCUCAGCCAGCUGGAUGUGGAUGACUGGGACUUUUGACAUUAAACGGAUGAGAAAUUAAGAGAUGAUGGAUUGGAUGGAAAGGGUGAUUUUGAGGGUGAAAAUAAAAUGAAUGAUUUUGUUGUGUUUUAAGGGAGAAAAAGGGAAGGCUGGUGCUAUGUGAAUGUGAGCUUCAAAUAUGUUACAAGAGACUCUGGAAUGUUUCUUGUUGUCUUUUGUGAUUUGUGUAUAUCACUGAAACUACAAGGAUAGACUAU
This is a messenger RNA of Sinocyclocheilus grahami, 1744 nucleotides long. RefSeq names its product STE20 related adaptor alpha (gene strada). NCBI's taxonomy places the organism in Eukaryota, Metazoa, Chordata, Actinopteri, Cypriniformes, Cyprinidae. Gene Ontology annotation, molecular function: protein kinase activity; protein serine/threonine kinase activator activity; ATP binding. Gene Ontology annotation, cellular component: serine/threonine protein kinase complex. The record is from RefSeq and is a predicted model, not a curated record. The coding region runs from base 390 to 1526 and encodes 378 amino acids. The transcript has 12 exons. Gene Ontology annotation, biological process: activation of protein kinase activity; protein phosphorylation; protein export from nucleus.